CCAGGCGUUAUUUGAACUGUAAACAAUAUGGUUGCCACCGUUCAAAGUUGCCGAUGUAUCAAAGAACUUUAAUUGCCCUCACCAACUAUGGGUCCAUAAAUUCAUGUUACAGAAGGUGAAAGGUGCGUGAAGUGUUUAGGAGCUGAGGCAUUUUUUACUUAAUUUCAAAAUGGAUGCGGAUAAAGAUGCUGCGCACCUUGCAGCCAAAUUGUCGACUUUUUUGGAACAGCAACUUCAAGGGUUUGAGAAGAAGACGAAGAUAUCAAGACAGAAGAAAUCAAGAAGUGCACCCAUCCUCGGCCACAUAGACCCACUCCCUAAACCAAAGGCAGAUAGGGCACGGCCCAUAAAGCCACACGAGAAUUCCCCUUUCCUUGGAAUCAACCUUCUUCCACCAGAGAAACAAGCUGCAGAAGCAGAGCCAUCCCAGCUUAGACAGAAAAGUAACAGGUUAAAUGUCCCUCUAAGUCGUCCUGGGUCAACGACAACUCGAGCCACUAGAGCCUCUCAGACAGGAAGAGUGACUUCUGCAGCAUCCACCAGACGAGCACCCUCCAGGCAAUCCAGGGCAGCAGCCUAUGGAAGUGUGGCUGGAGAUUUCAUUAAGUUUCCUAAUGCAGUGCCCUUCCACAAGUCCCCUGUGGUUACAGUGCACCCUAAAGCCAACAAACACAUCAAAUCUCCCUUCAAGCAGAAUGCAAAUACUAUUGAAUUAGAAGUGAGCAAUGUAGCUCCUGGACAAGAUCUCAAGGAGAAGACAGCUUUAGCAACUUACCACGUGAGCCGAGUCCUGGCACAGCAACCUGUCAAACAGGAGACCAAGCACUUUGGGAGACUGAGGAAGGGAAAGUUGAAACCUUUGUUGGAGCCAGUAGUGUUAGAUGGUCCUUCCAUAGAACAAUGCAGGGGCAUAGUGGCAGAUGCUCACUGUUACAUGGCAAGUCCCAGUAAGUCCUCUCUGAGAAGAGAACAGCUCCUGAAUUCCCUCACCAAGGAUUACAUAAGAGAACGCCCCAGGACAGCAGAGUCCAUGCACCACACCUCAGAGGCAUCUGACACUGAGGACAGGCAGAGAGAACUCGAGGAGGACUAUGAUGACUUUGAGGAGGAAGAACCAGAAGAUGAAGACUAUGUUGAUUAUGAUGUUGAACUAGAUGAGAAUGUGGUGCCACCAAAUGGAUACAAUGUUGAUAUGUCUCAUAUACCAGGUGCUGAAAUGUCAGAAGAAAAUCUUAUGACAGCAGAACAAGAAAAAGAAUCAGACAUCAACAAUCUUCACCAAAUAAAGGAAAGCCCAGAACAAGACAUGCAGGUGCCAACUGAAGCAGUCCUUGGCGUAACAGUUACCAACCAGCAAAAACCUAGAGUAGGAAGUGCCAAAACUAUUCUCCGAGACCCCAAUCGUCCAGUGACUGCCAAUGAAGAAAUUGGAAGGAGAGGGUCUGCCAAGACCGUUCGCUUUAAGGAUUUCAGCUCAGAGGCUGACACAAAAGCUGGAGGUGAUAUGCUUGUACAGCAAGUGACCUCCUCUCUGGUUAUUGAACAGUCAGAGGUCACUAGCCCUCAAGGUCUAAGUCACAGUGACACUGCCCAGUCUAGUAAUGAAAAAUAUGACAGUAAGGUUUCAGAACAAGGAGAUGUAAUAAAAGAAAAAGACCAAGGUCAGAAAAAUGAUGUAAACACAGGAGCAGAACACAGUGUGCCAAACAGUGAGACAACCACCGAUUCACAGGGAGUCGCUGGUAUUGAAAGUUUAAAGGAAGUAGCAGUGGAGGAAAAGUCAGAAACAGAUGACAAGAAAUCCUCGGGGAAAGUCAGUUGUAAAGAUGAUGUGGUAGAUGAGAGUGUCAAGAAAGACAGGGAUGAUGAUAAUGAUGAUGACUUAAGUCAUUACCCUAGUAACCAAAAUGAUGGUAAAAGUUCCACAUGUAGGACACAAGCACCUGCUUUUGGUGGUAACAACAGUAUUACUGAUCAAGUAAAUGGAGGCACUGAUACGAAAGGCGGUGGUAACAGUGACUGUGACAGUAAAGGAAAACAAAAUACUGAUAACCAAAGAAAAGAAAGUGGGUCAGAGCUAAGUGGGAAGAUUGAUGAAAGCGAAAAGCAAAAUCCAAAUGUGAUAACCCAAGAACAGUUUCAGUCCUACAUAAGAGGGCAUGCGGAAAUGGCCCUGCAGUUCUCGCAGUUUUUGAUUGAUAAAAAUCACUAUCAAAAAUUCACCAGGAGGCCAAACAGUGCUUCGAUGAAUGUGAGAUCUAGACCUAGUAGUGGGAAAAAGGACAGUUUAAGAAAAAGACCUUUAUCAGCUGGUGCCAACAAAUGUAAUUCAUCCAGUCAGAAUCAAGGAAGAGCUUCCCCAAGGAGAACACAGAGGCCUGGAUCAUCUUCAUCAGCAGGCAAGCGUCCUGGAAGUCGAAUUGGUUUUACUUCCCCGGAUAGACCAAGAAGUCCUGAAAAAGAUCAGAGGUGGGUUUCAACCUCAAAAAGCCAGAAAUCAAGUCCAAGAAAAGUUGAUAGUCUUAAACCCACAGUUUCAAAGCCUCCCACAGGAGCAGAAAACAAGCAGCUGAAAACAGGCAGAAGAAGCAGAACACGUUGUCAACAAAAGAAGCUAUCACCUAAAAAGGAGAACUUGCAUCUGAAACAGGGGGAUAUAUUUCUGCACAGUUCAAGGGUUUCUGAUCCAAUGUCCAACUCUAGAACUGGUCAUGGCACCAGGGAGUCAAGCCGAGCUAACCUUCAUAUAGACCUCAGCAACAUUGAUGAUGAAGGCUGUGGCAGAGCCUAUACUAUGGAUCAUGAGACAUAUGAGGGGACCUGUGGUAUAUGUGGCCUUGAAGCUGACAUGUGCAUAUGCCCAAACAGUACUUUAAAGUCAAACCAUGGAGAAAUUGCCAAAGCUGCUCACGAUGAAAUUCUGGAAGACUUUGAUGAUGAUGAACUGGGGAUCUAUGAGGACAGCGGUGAAUCGGAUGCGGAGUCGGAAAAUGUUGAUACAAUAUUAACGUUAGAGGAAAUGGAAAAUUCCCUAUCACAGGUCCAGUUGGAUAUCAACAGAAAGUGUGUAGGGUUAGAGAAAAUGAACAGAAUUAUUGAGUCAUCCUUUUCUAUGGGAGAAUAUGAUAUUGAAGGAAUGGAAGACCCAGACAUGUUGAAGCUUGAUAUUGAUUCUGUUAUUAAGGAAAUGGCACCUGAGGUGAUCUCAGGAGGUGCUGCCUCCUAUAGGGAAGAUACUGAGAGAUUCUGGAUGUCUACUGAUUGCAAGAGGCUUCUGGCAUCAUACAGGUACAAGUGCAUGACAGGUGGCACAGAUUGUGCUGAGAUGAGCAGCAGCCUUGUCGUCCCCAACUCCAACAGACAUAAUGAUGGUGCUGAAGACACAGUCGUUUUUCUUAGCAGCAGGAAACAAGAUGGGAUUACUGAAGAAAAAGUCUUGUAUUCCUCAAGACAAGAAAAGCAGAUGGAUACCAUUGAUUUAGUUGCCAGGGAAACGGCUAUGAGAAAUCAAGGGUCUGCUGAGACUUCAAUCCAUGAAAGGAAGACUUCUCAAUCUGAUCAGCCUAAAAGCUGUCAAUCAUUGGCUUGGAACCAAUCGUGUGAUAAUGUCAGUGACAGUGGGUGUGGCUCAGAGGUGGAGCAAAGCUUGCUUGAUGAUUAUGAAGGGCUGAGCAGAGGAGGCAGUGCAGCUGAUUCAGUAGUUGAUAAAGAUGAUGCUGAAUCAAAAAACAAGGUUUCCACACCAGCUGAAGAAGACAGCCGCCCAGAUGUGACAGGCUUGAAGGUGAUAGCCACAACCAAGACACUCUCUGCUCCUUCUAGGUGUGAUAAAAAUUUGGAAGAUGACCAUACCCCUGUGGCUCCAUACCCACCCAUCUGUUUCCGAAUCAAUGCCAAGCCACCAGAGGGACACAUGUACUACUUUGCCUAUGGCACAGACAUGAAUCCAAACAGAUUUGGAACUUAUAUUAGGAAAAAGGCCUGCACUAGACUAUGGGGACUCUUGUUUGGAUUCCAGCUCAAGUUUAACAAGAGAGGUGCUGAUAUUGAAGCUGGAGGCUUUCCCAAUAUAGAGUUCAAUCCGUUCUCCUCAGUGGAGGGUGUAGUGUAUACUAUUACACAGUCAGAGCUGGCCUUGCUGGACCAGUGUACUGGCUAUCCUGAGCACUAUGAACAUGUGAUGGUCCCAGUGUGGAUGUGUAACAGCUCAGAUCCCAGCACCCUGGGAGUGGCACAAUAUUGUGUGCCUGCUGUCACCUAUGUAGCACAAGACAAGUGGAUCACCAGAGAGGACUACCCUCUAGAGUUUGAAUACAACCUUCACCAGUGCUUAAAGAGCUGUGACAUGUUGUCUCCAGCUUACAAGCAGCACCUGUUCCAAAUGCAGGGCUCUGCUCAGGUUUGGUGACAGGUGGAAUUGUCAACAGAAAUUCUUCAAAUGGGGACCAAGAUUUUAAUGGAGCUUUUUCAGAGACCUGGCAGUCAAAAGGAAUGACUGACAACUUGCUGUUGAUCCUUGUGACUGACUCAGGUCAGUAUUAUAGAGGCUAUACCAAAUGAGGCUAAGGUCCAGCAGCUCUCAGUGAGGACCAGUAUCUUUCAGUGAGAACCGGUAGCUUUCAGCGAAGACUGGUAGCUUUGAGCAAGGACUGGUAACUCUCAGUGAGAACAAAUAACUUUUAGUGAGGUCCAACAGCUUUCUGGAUGCUGUCUUGCAAAGAACAUGAAUAAGAAUCACUUUGUUUUGCAAAUCUAGUUCUAGCAUAUUUUUGUUUUAUUGAGCCAUGAACAUUGCUUGGGGACGUGUGGCAGCUAGGAACAAUGAAGAUACAUCUGUUAUGUUUGCCUGAUGGGCAACUAUUUUUUCUACUUUUUACAGGGUUGUGAGGCAUAAUUUUUAAUUUUCCUAGAAGGAAAAAGGUGAGCUUUGCCAUUUGAAGGAUUUUUUUUGUACAAGCUUACAAUAGUCAAUUCCAUUUAAUGUAUAUUUAAGAGUCAGUCGAUUUUUUAUGCAGAUUUUAAAUGCUGUGAUAACUGAUUUAUGAUGUACUUGCUUUUGCUGGUAACAUUUUAUGAGUGAAUGAUUUCAAUAUUUUGAGGUACCAUUUAGUAUUAAUGCAAUCUCAGAAAUGCCUUUAGUGACCUGGAUUAGAUUUAUACAAUUAUAUUGAUACUACAGUAAUUGCAAAAUAAUCCGUCCAUUUUUAUAUAACCUCAGUGUGAUAUCAAAGAAUUAAAACUUGUAUUUUUCAUAUAUUAUUUCAUGUACAUUCUAGCCAGUCCAUGACACAAAUUGAAGCACUACGCACAUUAAAUUUUGAGUUUUGUUGUGAUCAUCAGCAAAAAUUAAUAUUUUGCUGUUUUUAUUGAGACAUGUACUAAUUCUGAUAGUAUUUUUGGUGAAUUAUGAUAAUCUUAUUUGAAGUGUUUUGCACAUUUUGUUUAAAACAAAAAUAUAGAUUAUUUGGCAUAAUACCUUCAAACUUGACUGUUAAGCAAAUGAAAUAUUACAAAACAGUGAUAGAAUUAUUGUAGUGAAUUUGUAAGAAUUUUUUCUUUUACAAGUGAUUUAACUACAGUCUGCAAGGGAGCACAGAAAAAUCUUAAAAUGAUUUUUUAUACAUGAAACAUUUACUUUUCAACUUUCCUAUAUUACAUUUUCCAUGGCAAAGAGUAAAUAAAAAUCAGCCGAUAAUUUA
Molecule: messenger RNA, 5699 nt
Organism: Lingula anatina
Lineage: Eukaryota; Metazoa; Brachiopoda; Lingulata; Lingulida; Lingulidae
Source: RefSeq, a predicted model, not a curated record